Molecule: messenger RNA, 4032 nt
Organism: Callorhinchus milii (elephant shark)
Lineage: Eukaryota; Metazoa; Chordata; Chondrichthyes; Chimaeriformes; Callorhinchidae
Gene: pdzrn4
Product: PDZ domain containing ring finger 4
Biological process (GO): protein ubiquitination
Molecular function (GO): protein binding; ubiquitin-protein transferase activity
Source: RefSeq, a predicted model, not a curated record
GGGAGGAGGUGGUGGUGGUGGUGGUGGGGGUGACGGGCGGAAAGCCCACGAUGGGUUUCGAACUGGAUCGUUUCAACGAGGACGUGGAUCCGGAUCUGCAGUGCAACCUCUGCAACAAAGUUCUCGAAGACCCGCUGACCACCCCGUGCGGCCACGUCUUCUGCGCGAGCUGCGUCCUCCCCUGGGUGGUGCAGCAAGGCAUCUGCCCGGUGAAAUGUCAGAGGAUCUCGACCAAGGAGCUGAACCACGUCCUGCCCCUGAGGAACCUCAUCUCCAAACUGGACAUCAAGUGCGACUACCGCUCCCGGGGCUGCGGCAAAGUGGUCAACCUGCAGCACCUCCCCGAGCACGUGGAGAUGUGCGACUACAGCCCAGCCCAGUGCAGGAAUAAGGGAUGCAACGAGGUGCUGGACCUGAAGGAGAUGGACGUGCACAUGAGGGAGAGCUGCGAGUACCGGCCGGUGGGCAUCUGCGAGAAGGGCUGCGGGCUGGUGCUUCUCCAUCGGGACCUCCUGGCGCAGCCGAGCCACUGCUGCGUGCGGGCGCUCAAAGCCCAGAGCAGCUCCUUGCAGGUGAAGACCGCCAGUCUGGAGCAGGAGCUGAAGAAGCAAGCGGUCAGGUACGGCAAAAGGGAGAAGUCCCUGGUCGUCCAGGUCUCAGCCCUGCAGAGCGAGGUGCAGCUCACGGCGCUGAAGUACCAGAAAAAGUUUAACGAGUACAUGAGCCACAUCAGCAACAUCACGAAAAAUAUAGCCGGUCACUGCAAGGGUGGAGAAACCAAACCACUAACUAUAGUGUUGCAUCGAGAAAAUGAUACUCUUGGAUUUAACAUAAUUGGUGGAAGGCCCAGUCUGAACGCUGAGGAAGAUUCUUGUGCUGAAGGAAUUUAUGUUUCCAAAAUUAUGGAGAAUGGCCCUGCUGACCAGGCAGAUGGAUUGCAAGUUCAUGACAGGAUCAUUGAGGUUAAUGGGAAGGAUCUCUCAAAAGCGACCCAUGAAGAAGCAGUGGAAGCUUUCCGAAAUGCAAAGGAUCCUAUUGUUGUCCAGGUUUUGCGAAGAACACCUGUUGCCAAGAACCAUGCCAAUGCUCAGGACCGUCAGCUGUUGGAUGUUGCCACACAGACAGAAAUCACCUUUGAGCACAUCAUGGCUCUCUCCAAACUGAGAUCAUCUUCACCUCCAGUCCCUGAUAUCUGCCCAUAUUUGUUAUCAGACAGCUGCCACUCUCUGCAUCCUAUGGCGCAUGACUAUUACGAAGCUAAUGAUUAUCUUCCCAACUUACCUCCUGACGGCGACCGAGCAGAUGAACUGGAGUAUGAGGAAGUUGAACUGUGUCGCGUCAGCAGCCAGGAGAAGCUGGGCUUAACUGUCUGUUACAGGACAGACGAUGAAGAUGAUAGCGGGAUCUAUGUCAGUGAGGUUGAUCCGCAUAGUAUUGCUGCCAGAGACGGGCGCAUCAGAGAAGGAGAUCGGAUCAUACAGAUAAAUGGCAGGGAUGUCCAGGACCGAGAGGAAGCAGUUGCUUUGCUCUCCAGUGAAGAAAGCAGGAAUAUUCUGCUGCUGGUUGCCAGACCAGAAAUGCAGUUGGAUGAGGGUUGGCUUGACGAUGACCGGAAUGACUUUCUGGAUGAGUUACAUAUGGAUAUGUUGGAAGAGCAGCACAACCAAGCAAUGCAGUUCACAGCCACCACCCUCGAACAGAAAAAGCACGAGGAAGAUGGUGGAACAACAGACACUGCAACCACUUCUUCGAACAACCAUGAGAAGGACAGUGGGCUGGGCCGUACAGAUGAAAGCAUGAGGAAUGACGAGAGUUCGGAACAGGAGAUUAUGGGCGAGGAGCAAAAUAGCAGCUCACUGCAGAGCCAGAGGGAGCUGGCCUACAGUCAGGACACUUUGGGAAGCAGUGAGCUGCACUGUAAUGAGAGCCUUGUAUGGGAGUAUAAUGACUCGGAUUUUGUUGGAAUCCAGGAUGAAGAAUGUGAAAGAUUCAAAGAGCUUCUGGAACUGAAGUGUAAAAUGGGGAAUCAAAGCCAUUUUGACCUUUACUACUCCACAAGCACAAUCGAAUGUGGCAGGAGGCAGCAAGAUGUAGUGGAUCGUGAGCUGGAGAUGCUUAAUGAGGAACUAAGGAACAUUGAAUUGGAAUGCCAAAAUAUUAUGCAGGCACAUCAGCUUCAGAAAGUGAGGGAGCAAUAUGGAGAUGUGUGGUCAAUCCACAGUGGAGCAUUUAGGAACUACAACACCAGCAUCGACUUGCAAAGGGGCAAGCUAGCAGAUAUCCUGGAGCACCCUGAGAAAUCAGACAAAGAUAGCUCCAGUGCAUAUAACACGGCAGAGAGCUGCCGCAGCACCCCUUUGACCAUAGACCGUUCGCCCGACAACUCACUCCAGCGAAUCGUCAGCAUUACCAAUAAGAAAAAUCUGAGAAGUUCCACUGGAGCUGAGCAAAGCUCAUCAAGACAGAACAGCAGAGAAGCGAGUCCUGCCGCGAGCAGCUCUUCUGAGACGCCAGAAACAGCUGUAGCUGGAGAGGACCUAGAGAACGUGACGGAGGGGAGCAAGUCUGAAGACCAAGAGAAAGGCAGCGCUCAACGUGUUCCUUAUCUCUCUCCUUAUCACAGUUCUCCAUACAGACACACCAACAUACCCGCUCAUGCCAGACACUACCAGAGCUAUAUGCAACUCAUCCAACAGAAAUCUGCAGUGGAGUACGCCAACAGCCAACUCAGCCUCGUAAGCAUGUGCAAAGACUCUCAGAAGCCAACAGAGUCUAAGAUGGAGUGGAAGGUGAAAAUCCGGAGCGAUGGAACUCGAUACAUCACAAAACGACCAGUGCGGGAUCGCCUGCUCAAGGAACGUGCCUUAAAGAUCAAAGAGGAGCGUUGUGGCUUGACCACAGACGACGAUGCCGUGAGCGAGAUGAAAACCGGUCGCUACUGGAGCAAAGAAGAACGAAAGCAGCACAUAGUGCGAGCCAAGGAACAGCGGAGACGGAGGGAGUUCAUGAUGCGCAGCAGGUUGGAGUGCCUCAAGGAAAAUCCCCAGAGUGGUGGUGAAGGGAAAAAAGAAGUCAACAUAAUCGAACUGAGUCACAGAAAAAUGAUGAAAAAGCGAAAUAAGAAAAUCUUUGACAACUGGAUGACAAUUCAAGAACUAAUGACACACGGUGCCAAAUCUCCAGAUGGCACAAGAGUCUACAAUUCCUUCUUGUCAGUUACCACUGUAUAAAGAGAACUCUUUUAUAAGGACACUACCAAUUGAGGUAGAAUACAGUUGCCUCGUUAAAUGCGGCAUGUUUUUCUAUUUGAGAACUGCUUCUAAUCUAAUUUCGGUAUGAAAAGCAGUUACUUAUCUGUUUUCCAAAUACAGCUUAUGGUACCUUUGUCCCCAGGUUGCUGCCUUGCUUCAUUCACCACAAUCUCAAAUCCCAAUUUGUAAAGAAGUCAUAAUAUUUCACAUUACGUUAUACCUAUUGCAAUUCAAAACAUAAUUUGAUUUCAGCACUUGUUCCACUGAACAUUACCAAGGUUCUUUUGUAAUGUAUCUUUGUUAUUAUUCAAAAAAUUCAUUGGCAAACUAAUAGCUUUGCAUACUUGCCCAUCUGCAUCGCAGUACAUGUUUAUCAAUAACUUUACUUUCUCUGCUGCAAAGUGGAGCAUAAACAAUUAACAUUGACUCUUUUACCUUUCACUUUUGUUCAGCCAUGUAUUGUACAAUUAGACUGUAAAUGAAGUGUAUUGUCCAAGUAAGUGUAGAUGGAUGAGUGAUCUGUACUCUGUAGUGGAAUUGAUGAUGUAGUCAGGUAAAUAUGUGGUUAUUGUGAAGAUGAAAGAAAUAAAUUAUUGCUUAUAUUUGAAGAAAUACAGAUCGCAGAGUACAUGUUAUUGUAAAAUCUUUACUACACUCAUUAAGUGCUAUAACAAUUUGUUUUGUUGGCAUUGACUGUUUUAAUUGGCCUCAGGAGAACUGUUAUUUUAAAGACAACAAGCUGGAAUCAAUAGUAUUUCCAUUAAAAAUCUUUGCAAUUGAA